AAGGAGUCUGAAGAUUCUCGUCUUUGGGGUUUGAGUCAAAAUUCAUGCAAACAGCUGCGAAUUACUAUUCCAUGAUUUUGACUUGGAAUUCUCGCGACCUUACACAGCCAACGUGCCCUUAACGCCCCCGCACUAUGGAAGCCCAGCUAGCACUGCUUCGAGAACAGCUUAGAGAGGAGCGACAACGUCGAGAAAAUGCAGAAGCUCAAGCAUUGAGAGAGCAACGACGACGAGAAAGCGCUGAAGCCCUUACUAAACCUACCGACUUACCAACCUUUCUGUUAAAAUGCCACACCCUGUCACUGGCCAUCAACGUUGUGAUCGACCCUACCCAGACGACAAAGGGAGAGACAGCAAAUGCAACUCGACGCUACUUCCCUUCACAAAUCAUCCCAUGGGAUGGUUUCAUUGAUGAGCAAGCCUGCAUUUGGGAUCGCUUCCAUCAGCACCCAUCAUUUAUGUUGAUGUCACAAUUUCCUUCAUCUCAUCAGCUGGACUAUGUUCUCACAACAAUAAGACCCAUAACUGCAGAAAUGGAUCUGCGAUACUAUGAACGGGAUACUGUCGAGAAUCAAGUGCAAAUGGUGGUGAAUGCAGUUUAUAUGGAUGACCUGCUGAAGCAGGCGUUCGAGUUGGCUGGAUCAGUGACCUUUGAGAGUCAUACAAACUUGGGAGCUUCCAAGCAAAGCCAACCAGUUGAGGAGGGGAUGCAACACCUGUCCAUUGGCACAAACACAUCCACUACGGAAAACUCUGGUUCUAGAAAGGGAAAGCAGAAACUUACUACGGACAAUAUCCCAAUUAGAGGACAAGCUGAUAGGUUUUGUGUCUAUCGACGAGGCAAUGGUGAAGAUGUCCCGGCGAUUGCUAUUGAGUACAAGGCACCACACAAGCUGACUUGUGAGGAGAUUGCAACUGGAUUGGCCCAGGAGAUACGACCUACCCAAGGUGUGAUCAACAAGGAAGAAGACUCGGCUGAGUUCUACUCAAAGCGCUUGGUCACUGUGGUUGUCACGCAACUAUUCUCAUAUAUGAUAGGCAAGGGUGUGCAGUAUGGGUACAUAUGCACUGGAGAGGUGUUUGUCUUCCUUCACAUCCCCAAAGAUCCAUCAGUUGUCAGAUAUGCGAUAUGCGUUCCAAAUCUAGAUGUUCAGGUUGGCCAUGAGGAGGAUUUCAAGUUAACAGCAGUUGCACAGGUUGUUGCAUUUACCUUGCGGGCUUUGGCAGCACCCCCUCCUCCACAGGAAUGGCAUGAUGCCGCAAGGGAGCUUGGCAUCUGGCCGGUGGAGUACUCGGAAAUUCUAGCGCAAACCCCACCUGGCAAACGGCUGAAAGGCCGCAAGGCUCCUUUGUCCGCAUAUAGUGGUAAAAAGAGUGACCUUCCCCCGUUUCAUAUGAUCUUGAGAUCAUGUCGACCGACCGAGAAUCGCCUUGGCAAUAGAUCUCCAAGUCCUCCGGCCCCCGAUUCUCCCUCACCUGCCAACAGUAGAUCUAGCACUCGCGGAAACCAGCCUCCUGUUCAAUCAAGGGGCCAGCGCGUCAAAAGUCAGGGGCAGGGGCGAAGUGGCGGUCAGGUGAAGAAGACGAGCAUGACUAUGCAGAUAAAGGAUCGACCGUAUUGCUCUCAGGGAUGCCUCCUUGGGUUGCGGGACGGAGGACCUCUUGACCCAUCAUGCCCAAACUUCCAGGAUCACCGUGGGAAGGCCCCCCCAUCCCGUAGUUUCUUGAAACGUAUUCGUUGCCAGCUUGCCGUGGAUCGAGGUGACAAUGCGGAUUGCCGCCCGCUUUAUAAGGCAGGGAGCUAUGGGGCGCUAUUUAAAGUACGGCUUUCCUCCCAUGGCUUUACUCUGGUGGCCAAGGGAGCAAUGAGGGAAAAUCUCAGCGCCCUACUACAUGAACGUGAAGUUUAUGAUAAGCUACGUACCAUUCAAGGCCAUCAUGUCCCUGUCUGUCUUGGUGUUGUGCGGCUGGAACCAAAACGCCCAUACUACUAUGAUGAGGGGAGAUACACUCACAUGCUCUUGCUCAGCUGGGCAGGAAGAUCUAUUUCAGAAGGUCUUGGGCCCAUGGGUCCAUCAAUCUCCAGCAUGGUUAAAUGUUCAAUUCGGGCAAUUCACCGGCAAGGGGUUCUCCAUGGGGAUGCCGAACCCCGGAACAUUCUAUGGAACGAUAUAAACCAGCGUCUGAUGAUUGUCGACUUUGGACAGGCUUCGAUACGACAUCCUUUAUCUAGUGUCUCGCCAAAUAGUUCGAAAAGAAGGCUUCCUAAGGCAAAGGUUGGGGAUGCCUAUACUGUUGAACUUAGGACUGUGCAGGCAAGUAUUGGAGCUUUUAUCCGGAAUCGCGAAGUGUGAAAUAUCGGGGACACCCAUGGUAGACACUCAUGGCCACAUCAAUAUUCUCUACUGGCGGGAGGAGAGCAGUUGAAUAAUGACUGAAAAUACGUCAGCUCUCCAGAGCGUGAUUCGCCUGGGAAUACAGAGCAGGGAGGCCCUAGCCACUCACGACUGACACCGUUUCCUUCUCGCGUUCAACCUCUGGCCACCCGUCAUCUCUUGGAAUACUGGGUAUAAUAAAUCUUUAAUGAGCUCCCUACGACGCAGACAACGAAUAGCCAAAGUGGAUUCCCUCCAAUCUUGCCUCACAAUAAUCGAAGGUUCCGAAGGAUUAUGCCGACUCGUGUGCGCGACUAUAUUUCCAAACACGUCCUCGCCUUCAAGAGGCCGUUCCAACGAUGAUCCAAAUAGCAAACACCUAUCCACCCUGCGACUUCUCGAUGUUUGCCACUAAUUGCUCGGAUGGAAGAUGCCCUGAGGACAACGGAGGAGGUACAAGGUUGAAAGUCAUCCUCUAAAGAGGAAUAAUCAUUUCGAGUAUCCUGGUAUUCAAAAAGGAUAAGAAGUGUUAGAUGCAGACUCUCAUGUUUAUCUCUGGAGCCAAUAAGUAGCUAGUUCAGUUUAUUCAUGAACUCAGCUUCCAGAUCAGGAACACAUGUUGCCAGUCAUGGAUAUGUGGACUCAAGCCGAUUGGAAUAUUCGCGAAGCCCGUCAUUCCCCGGAGAAGCCGGACUGGACAAUCAUGAAACAAAACGGGCGUCCUGUACGGCCAUCUGGAGAGGCAAUACAGUAUGAGAUUGAAGUGGCUUUCGGCCACGUGCCAGAUGAAUCCGAGAUCAGUUCGAAGGACAAGGGAUCUGAGCUGUAAAUAAUGGGGUGCUAGUGUUGAGGAUUGCGCAGAGAGCAACUUGCACCGCUCUAAUGCUCUUGGCAGUGUCCAUAG
Molecule: messenger RNA, 3279 nt
Organism: Coccidioides posadasii C735 delta SOWgp
Lineage: Eukaryota; Fungi; Ascomycota; Eurotiomycetes; Onygenales; Onygenaceae
Biological process (GO): protein phosphorylation
Molecular function (GO): ATP binding; protein kinase activity
Source: RefSeq, a predicted model, not a curated record